AUGAGCAAAAGUAAUAGUCUGUCAAGCUUGUUACAGAAUCAAGUCAAUGAUUUAUCAGAAUCUCAGAAACAGCAAUAUCUACAUGAGGCUAAACAAGGUGUAGUGGUCCCAGCACUGGCAGAACAGAAAUUUGGGGAGUUGGGAGAAGAGAAUGAUCUGUCUGAGAUCCCUCACAUAAAGAGAAUGCCAAUAAAGACUCUGAAGCCUGCAGAUCCACAUACUUUACUUGGCUACUGGCAAAGAUCAGAGACUGAGUUCCUACUGAGUUUAAAGGAUAAUCCUGACCGUCCCAGCAGUAUUAUGAGAUUUAUUGAAGCAUUUUGGUCAUCUGAAGACACAGAAUAUCAGCUGAAUGCUCAAGGAGUGAAAGCUAGCCUAGGCAGGAGGAUUUGUCUCGUUUGUGAGUAUAUUGAAGGUGCCACUCUCUGCCAAAUGUUACUCCGUGAGGAGCCUACCAUGAGGCGGGGAAAGAAGAUCCAUAAUUUUCCAAUGAAAGAUAAACAAGAUGUAAAAUCCAUCCUGAGACAAGUCCUAACUGGCCUUAGUUUCCUAUGUGACAAUCGGAUUCUGACAACUGCUAUAAGGCUAGAAAAUAUUAUGGUAAUAAGGAAUAAAAGGCGCAACACGCUACUGGUAAAGAUCAUUGACUUUGGAUUUGUAACACGUGAUCCUACUUAUGGUGACGCGGCGGUCUGCGGUACACCUCUAUACUUUCCUCCUGAGAUUGCUGUGGGUACGAAUGAAAAUUGGAUUACAACUCACAAGACAGACAUGUGGGCACUUGGUGUUGUAUUCUGGGAAAUGAUACAUGGUUCUGAUACAUUCCCAAUCGACGUAAUGGUUUGGCCGACAGCCCAGGACCAUUACCUGAAGAAAAAAGGGUGA
Fomitiporia mediterranea MF3/22 is the source of this 885-nucleotide messenger RNA. RefSeq names its product kinase-like protein. Gene Ontology annotation, cellular component: nucleus; cytoplasm. Lineage: Eukaryota; Fungi; Basidiomycota; Agaricomycetes; Hymenochaetales; Hymenochaetaceae. The record is from RefSeq and is a predicted model, not a curated record. The transcript has 7 exons. Gene Ontology annotation, molecular function: ATP binding; protein serine/threonine kinase activity. Bases 1 to 885 code for a protein of 294 amino acids. Gene Ontology annotation, biological process: protein phosphorylation; mitotic DNA damage checkpoint signaling.